GAAUUCUGUGGACGGGAAUGCAGAUUUAUAGUGUAUUUUUUGUUCAAUGUUUUCAUUUUUUUUUUUUAAUGUAGCUGUUUACUGUAGGCAAUUACAGGCCUGGGAACCAUUUUAUUAUAUGAGCAUGAAGCAUUUGUCAGUUCUUACCAAAAUGAAGUAGAUCAUUUGACUUUAUUAUGAAAAAAGUUGGAUUUGUUCACAUUUAUUUAAAAACCUAGAUGAGGCAUAUUCAAGUUUGAACAAUAAUGUGGGUAAUUAAAAUGUCAAAUUAAAGUUACUCAGAGCUAUUGCAUUGUCAUUCAUAUUUGAAGAGUCAAGGGUGCAGGUUAAUAAGCAGCAUCCCUGCUAGAAGCUGGAAGGGAAUGAGUACUUUGCUUGUGAACUGUGCCACAGGGUAGAGGCCCACGGACACAGGGGCUUCACUCAGUUUUAAACCCCUUCAGUUGUCAAAUGGCUGCGGACUAGGGAUGGCACUUAAAAAACCUGGUUCUGUAUGGGUAUUUGCGUUUCAAUAUCGGUCACAACAAACAGAUAAUUAUUAUUAUUGUCAUCAUUAUUGGCCUUGAGAUUCCAUAUUGGUGCAUCUCUAAGGAAACUUACUCUGCAGCGCUGUGGAGACUGGUCUGGUAAUGCGAGACUACUCUAAGGAUGACCACCACUUGAUCCAGAAUACAUGUGUUCAUCUCCACGCAAAAGGGCUGGCAGGAAGCGGCAGUCAUGUAUGUAGUUAAAUGUUAGAAUGGCGAGCAUUGGAAUCAAGCAACGUGGUGUUUUGUAUGUACAUGUAUACAAGCAUAUAAAUUAAACGAUAGCAUGUCUUUCUUUGACUCAUUAACUUUUUAAACUGAAAAUCCAACAAACGGUGGUGGUGGAGUUUGUCAUUCAGCAUCACUGGAAUGCUGCACAAUUAGCCCCUGUUGUAAGGGCGGAUACUGCAGGGUUUCAUGGUCACAGAGAGAGAGGAGGGUGGGGAGUGCUGCUGCCCUCCCACAUCUGACCCAGAGGUUGUGUAAUAGCAUGCUCAUCAGACAAAUGGCUUUAAGCUGGAACCACAAAGAGACACACAUGGCAGCAGCCAGAGCAGACUGAAGUAAUUUACUGGGCUUUUGUUGUGACUGUUGUUUGAGGCUCACCAAAAACGAUGCAGAGUUUCAGAAAUCUUUUUUGAUGGUUCUAAUGAUGCUGUGAUGGGUUUGAUAGAGCUGACUUGUGUUCCGAUAGCAAACAGACCUUUGUGCUUUUUAACAUCACAAUUUCUGCCACAACAUGGCUGGGAAUCAGAUUAACUCCUGGGGACAACAUGACCUGAACAGAGAGUGCUUUGGCCUGAGUGCUGACAUGGAACAAAACCUGACGGAGCUUCAACAACAGGAAGGAAUGGCCAAAGAAUUUAACUGUAACAUCUCCCAGUUUCCUUUCUACUCUGAUACUUACCGGCAAGCGUCUGACAACAUACUGCGACCCCAUGAGGGAGACCAGGUGGUCCCUUCUUCCCAGAGGCGGACAUUGUUCGGGGGCCACCAGAGAGAAGCUAAACCCUUGCCGCCUCUGCCUGACCCUGAGGAGGUCAUGUCUGAUGAGGCAGCCGAUAGUGAGGUGGAGUUUUUUACCAGCGACAGACGCCGCCUUUUGCCUAAAAGCUGCCCUAAGCCCAUGUGUAGGGGAAUGAACCGAGACUGUGGCCAAGUGAAUUACGCCUACCAGGAGAGCUCAUUGCAGGCUGGUGGUGCCGGGACUGGCUCCAUGGCUUUCUCUUGGCCAUUCAGAGAGGACAGACCAUCAGGGAGAGGAAGUGGGUUUUGGGCACUAGCUCUCCAGAGAGAAGACCACCAGCAUGCGGUUUCAGCUGUUGGAGAUACUUUGUGUAGCAAACAGCCAGAACAACACCAAUCAUCCAGACUCCAGUUUCCCUGUGUAGACCCUACUUCCCAGCCUCUCCACAGCAGCAGCACAACCUGCCCCACUGACAAGCCCCUAAUCCCUCCUCGUAUCCCCAUUCUGCAAAAACGUCCCUCUCUCUUAAGGACUGUGAGCGCCAGCCAGGAAGACAAGCCUCCCAAAAUUCCUCCAAGGAUCCCCAUAGUCCCACCCUGCCCACCACGUACCCCGAGCCCCAAAAGCCUUCCAAUUUAUAUCAAUGGUGUGAUGCCUGCCACACAGAGUUUUGCUGCUAAUCCAAAAUAUGUGAGUAAGGCAUUACAGAGACAACAGUGUGAAAGGACGCCACCUGCAGCUCAGUUUUCUCCCUGCAUUGUUCCAAUUUUGAAGGAUGGCAGACAGGCCAGCGCCACGCACUAUAUCCUCCUGCCGCCGGGCCGACCGACAUACUCAGACAGACGAGAAAGACUCCUGAGUGAACCGGCCAGGACGGGAAACAGCAGCAUCUGGCAGAACAGAUAGAAACCCUUGCUUAUCUCCCUGUCUGAAACUUGAUGAGUACAAAACUGUGACUGACAUCAUUAAUAACAAUAUGAUACACUAUUGAACAGAGUCUGUGAAAACAUUUACAUGCUACACUCACAUGUCUAAUAUCAUAUUGGUGUUAUUUUUAAUGACUGAUGUAUUUCAAGACCACUUAUGUCACA
This is a messenger RNA of Etheostoma spectabile (orangethroat darter), 2585 nucleotides long. It is a transcript of the gene errfi1b, whose product is annotated as ERBB receptor feedback inhibitor 1b. Gene Ontology annotation, biological process: negative regulation of epidermal growth factor receptor signaling pathway; regulation of keratinocyte differentiation. Lineage: Eukaryota; Metazoa; Chordata; Actinopteri; Perciformes; Percidae. The record is from RefSeq and is a predicted model, not a curated record. The coding region runs from base 1267 to 2400 and encodes 377 amino acids. The transcript has 4 exons.